AUGGCGCACUCACAUCCUUUCUCCUCACUACCUUACGAGAUUGUCUCUCAAAUCUGUCAGCACCCUCAUCUGGAUAAGGAUGAUCGGGCCGCUCUCCGCCUCACUUGCAAGUCCUUUGGAAUUCACGACGCAGCGACUGUAUCAAUUGGCAAAUACUUCGAGGAUACCAAAGUCCUAUUUACCAAGCACAGCUUCGAGACGCUUGUCAAGAUCUGCAAACAUCCAGUCUUCAGUCGCUGUAUCAAAAGCGUCAAGCUGUCUUCAAUCCGCUGCAACAAUGAUGAAAGACUUCAGACGACCACAAAUUUACUCCAAAUGGAAGCCUCACGUAGCGAUCAGCCGGUAGGAGUUGACUCCCGACUGCAAGCUUUGGACAACAUUUCGGCUCGCAUUCAUUCCUACUCUGUACGCAACCGGUGCGAGAGUGAUCGUUUUCGCAGCAGCAAGCCCGUUGAGCUUCUGACCAUAGCUCUGAAGUGCUUGUCCCAGUCGGGCAAUCGCAUUGCUCUCGGCAUCGCUGUCGACGAGACCAACGGUCUGGGAUGUGGAAGAGUCCUACGCGCGAAAAACAUUUUCAGCAGUCUGUGGUACAAUGCAAUCUACAGUACACUCGAGAUCCUCGCUACCGCGAUUUCCGAUAGCAGCUACCCGUUUGGCAAGCUCAUCAUUGACGCCAGAGCCAUGGACAUUUUUGACUUCUCGUUGCCUCGUCGAAGAACCGUUGAGCCAGCCGCACUUAAGAUGUUUACGCACGUCAAGGCAUUGGACCUUCAAGCCUUUUGUUUCUGUCAGUGGAACUCGGACCACAAUCUUGCCAGCCUUGUGGCGGAAGUCUUUUCCAAACCCACGCAAAUCAAGGUGCUUCGCGUGUUAGGCGCUGAUACUUCAGACUGGAAGUGGUCGACUCACAAUCCGAGUAGUCUGCGAUGCAUUUCUUCCGUCUCUUCGCUGUUCCUCGAAAGUCUCUCUCUCACCAGGAUUGAGAUUACAGCGUCGGUGCUUCGAUCACUCCUGGUUAGAGUGCAACAGACACUUCGCUACUUGAAUAUCGACAAGUGCCUGACAAGAAAUGACACAUUGCUGCCUGUCAUUGUCUUCAUCAAGGACCAUCUUGGAGAGCUUGAUGAGUUGCACAUUACGGAUAUAUCGGUAAUGUCUAAACUUGAGGAUAUUUUCGCCUUAUAUGACGACGAUCAUUGGGGGCCAAAGGAUAAAUACGAGAGCGAGCUCCUUGCGUGUAUCAAUGCGUAUGGUCAGCGAAACAUACAAUCAAGCUUGGCCGGGGUACUCUUGGGCUACAAAAGUCGUCCGGUCACCACGCCAUCGUCCUAG
Messenger RNA from Aureobasidium melanogenum CBS 110374, 1332 nucleotides. RefSeq lists its product as uncharacterized. Bases 1 to 1332 code for a protein of 443 amino acids. The record is from RefSeq and is a predicted model, not a curated record. NCBI's taxonomy places the organism in Eukaryota, Fungi, Ascomycota, Dothideomycetes, Dothideales, Saccotheciaceae. The transcript has a single exon.